This is a messenger RNA of Clupea harengus (Atlantic herring), 1201 nucleotides long. RefSeq names its product peroxiredoxin-2-like. Gene Ontology annotation, molecular function: thioredoxin peroxidase activity. Gene Ontology annotation, biological process: cell redox homeostasis; hydrogen peroxide catabolic process; cellular response to stress. NCBI's taxonomy places the organism in Eukaryota, Metazoa, Chordata, Actinopteri, Clupeiformes, Clupeidae. Gene Ontology annotation, cellular component: cytosol; endoplasmic reticulum. The record is from RefSeq and is a predicted model, not a curated record.
CCUCCAGCCCAAAACAGUGCUUGUCUUUUUAAAUUUGUCAACAGACAAAGAAGCAGGAAUCUUGAUGGUGAAGCAUAUCAUUUCCAUGGCAACAAGACAUUCUUCAGAAUAUUGAGAUAAUUAUUCAAGUUUAAAUCCACCUAAACUAAUGGGCAGAAACUUGUAAUGUUCUUCAAACAUAUUCUUGCCUCACAAGAGGACUUUUAUUUUGGAUUUCCCCCGUAUCUCUAUUGCCAACCUGAAACAGGUGUCCGCCACAGGGAUAGUUCUCUUAGUGCCAGACGUGCUUUAGUGACGACUAAUAAUGCUAAUGCUAAAUCAAUACCGCAUUAAUGUUACAAAAUAUUUAAUUUGCAUGGCUAUGUUCAUGUUCUUAGAAUUUACUCUGGGUCAUAAUAAGGAUUCAGAAGUACAGGGGUGCAAGAAGGCCCGUCUUAAAGAGGAUACGUGUGUGUAUUCAAGCAUGGCUAAAAUCUCCAAGCCAGCACCCAGGUGGGAGGGGACUGCUGUCAUUGACGGGCAAUUUAAAACAAUCAAAUUGUCUGAUUUUCUUGGGAAAUACCUGAUCCUCCUUUUCUAUCCACUGGAUUUCACAUUUGUCUGCCCCACGGAGAUAACUGCCUUCAGUGACCGUGUGGAGGACUUCCAUGCCAGCAACACUGAGAUUGUGGCUUGCUCUGUGGACUCACAGUUUGCACACAUGGCCUGGAUCAGCACCCCCAGGAAACAAGGGGGACUGGGACCAGUAAAAUUCCCCUUGUUGUCAGAUGCAACACAUCAAAUUUCGAAGGACUACGGUGUGUAUAUGGAAGAACGUGGGCACACACUGAGAGGUUUGUUCAUCAUCGAUGACAAAGGGGUUCUGAGGCAGAUUACCAUCAAUGACCCUCCAGUGGGGCGCUCUGUGGACGAGACACUGAGGCUGAUACAAGCCUUCCGGUACACUGAUAUCCACGAGGAAGUGUGUCCUGCAGGCUGGAAACCUGGCAGCAAAACGAUAAAACCUGAGGAGGUUCUGAAGGAGUGGUGGCCAAGAGAGGAAUUAUGAGUGGAUGAUGUAUCACUUUGGGAUGCAAAUGUUGUCAACACAGUGGCCAACAAGAAGCAAGACACACGCCAGCUUAUUUUGAACAGUAAAUGUACACAUUUAAACAAAUAAAAAGAAAUGGUACUUUCUUUUUCUUGACACUGCCUCAUUCUA